Molecule: messenger RNA, 1105 nt
Organism: Lolium perenne
Lineage: Eukaryota; Viridiplantae; Streptophyta; Magnoliopsida; Poales; Poaceae
Source: RefSeq, a predicted model, not a curated record
GUACUACUAUUAGCUAAGCUGGGCACACUCGCUUUCCUCUCACUCUCUUCUCCCCAUGGCCUCACUCCAUUCCCCGCCCACCUGAUUCUCUCAGCCGUGCGCGCUGCUUGAUCUCGAGGUCACGCCAGAGCCUGGGUUUGCGGCUACGAUCUCCCUUCGCCGACCCUCGCACGGGAAAUAGAUUUCGCCAUCGCUCCGUCUCCAUGCCACAUGGUCGCUCGCUUCUUUGACUUUUCAUCAGCGCCAGCGCUGCCGGCCGAGCUUGAUUCUGCGAUUCAGCCGGGAGGCACGCAGAAGAGCUUGCCCGGAUUGGGGAUGGAGGCAUGCAGGAUCAGCUGCUGGAAUAGCUUCAGAUAUCUGUUCAAAUUCUUCUCAUGCAUCUGAUAGAAUUGAAAUACACGAGAAAUCCUGCUAAAGUUCCGGUUAAAAUUAAACAAGAAAGUAAGAUGCAAUAAUUCUUCAGGCAAGGAACCACAAAUUAUAGUGCUGAAGGUGGACGCGGCGGCGGCCGCCGCACCGCCCUAGGCAUCCUCUGCGGAGCGAUAGGAACGCUGCCGCCCGGCGGGCUGUCCGAUGAAAUGGCUCGCUAUCGCUUUCGCGCCCCGUGGGUACCCCUGCUCGGCCUACUUCGUCGACGAGUUGGACAGGGUUGCCAAGAGGUGUAUAAUUCUAGCGAUAGUGAUCUUCUAUGGCAUCUGGCUGCAGAAAUUGGGUGUUCCGUUACGCGCCGGAUUUUUAGUGUUUGCUCUGCAGGAUGUUAAAACUAUGCUAAUGAGUUUUUCAAGGUUUUCAAAAUUGACGAGGAUUUUGGGUGUGUGCGAGUUUAUAACCAAUCAGAGCAUAAAAAAGCGAUGGAGAACGAUGGUCUGUUGUACCUUCGGUGAAGGCGUUGAUAGAUGGAGUUCCGGCGCCGGCAAGUAUUCCCUGUGCGUAAGCCCUCAAGUAUUAGCUGAUUGGGCACCUGAGUUUCGAUGAAGUUAUAGAAGCGAGAUUGUAGGAUUUGUGGAUUGUCCGAAGGAAUCGAUUCGUUCUUAUGCAUCUCCAUGGGUGUGUGUUGUAGCAUUGUUCGUGUCGGUUCCAGUUGUCUGGCCGUGUCUGUUCCGUA